GAUGCUAACAGCCUCCACAGACUGAGUACUGCUGAUAUUUGAGACGAGGGAGAUGGCUUCUUCUCUCCGAGUGGCUCUGUGCCUUAGCCUAGUAGCUCUGUGCUUUGCAGCUCCGAAAACAAAAAAUAUCCGCUGGUGUGUGAAAUCAGAAGAUGAGUGGAAAAAGUGUGAUGAACUAUCUAAAACCUGUAAGGUUCCUGAUAUCACGCUCAGCUGUGUGAAAACAACAAGCACUCUGGAAUGUUUCCAGAGUAUUCAGAAUGGAAAUUCAGAUGCUGUUGGUGUUGACGGUGGAGAUGUUUACAGAGGCUCACUGAAACCUUACAACUUGAAGCCCAUCAUUGCCGAAAACUAUGGCACUGAGAAAGAACCUAACACCUGUUACCUUGGAGUGGCUGUGGUGAAAAAAUCAAGUUCAUUCAUGUUUAAUGAACUUAAGGACAAGACAACAUGUCACACAGGAAUAGGAAAGAGUACCGGCUGGAAUGCUCCUAUUGGGGAACUCCUAGAUCGCGGAAUUCUGGACUGGGAAGGACCUGAAAUGGAAAGCAUUGAAAAAAGAGUGUCAAGGUUCUUCAGAGGGUCUUGUGUUCCUGGUGCGACUGAGCCAAACUUGUGUAAGCAGUGUGCAGGGAAAGGCAAAGAUAAAUGUUCUCGUUCUCCUGCUGAACCAUACUACAACUACGAGGGCGCAUUCCAGUGCUUGAAAGAUGGUAAAGGAGAAGUCGCUUUUGUGAAACAAACAACUGUACCAUCAGCUAAAUAUGACAAAGAAUAUGAACUGCUAUGUCUAGACAAUACCAGGAAACCUCUUGCAGACUACAAAUCCUGCAACUUGGCUAGAGUUCCAGCCCACGCUGUGAUUACGAGGGACAACGAUCCAAAGACUCCAGUCAUCAAAGAAUAUAUCAAACAAGCGCAGGAAAAGAAAUGCAACCUAUUCAGCUCCCCCUUUGGGAAGGAUCUGAUGUUCAAAGACUCAGCUGUGACUCUGAUAGAUCUCCCACCAGCCAUGGAUUCUUUGUUGUAUAUGGGAACUAAACAUUACCGCGCUCUCCAGGCGCUCAGGCAUGAGAAAACAAAGGUGAAACCAAACACAAUACGUUGGUGCACACAAAGCAAGCUUGAGAAGGAAAAGUGUGACAAUUGGUCUACAGUAAGUGGUGGAGCCAUUGAGUGCAGCGUGGGAACCUCUGCUGAAAAUUGUAUCCACCAGAUUCUGAAGAGUGAAGCUGAUGCAGUGACAUUGGACGGCGGAUACAUGUACACAGCAGGGGCAUGUGGAUUGGUACCGGUAAUGGGAGAAUAUUACGAUGCAGAAGAUCAGACACCAUGCAAGUCAAAGUCCACAAAAACAAAAGGCACAUAUGUCGCUGUAGCUGUGGUUAAAGCAAAAGACAAAGAUAUCACGUGGAACAAUCUCAAAGGCAAGAAGUCAUGUCACACUGCUAAGGAUCGCACAGCUGGCUGGGUCAUUCCUGUUGGCCUUAUUGUUAAUGAAACCAAAAACUGUGAUAUAGGGAGUUUUUUUAGUGAAAGCUGUGCUCCUGGAUCUGAUGUCAAUUCAAACCUGUGCAAGUUGUGUAUCGGUGAUCCUAAAAAAAAACUGGAAAAUACAAAAUGUUCUCCAAGUCCCAGAGAGGAAUUCUAUGGAUAUGAAGGGGCAUUCAGAUGCCUUGUUAAAGGUGGCGGUGAUGUAGCUUUUGUGAAGGGCAGCACUGUACCGGACAACACAGAUGGCAAAAGCACUGCAGAGUGGACAAAGGGCCUAAAGUCAACAGAUUAUGAGCUAUUGUGCCCUGAUGGCACCCGUGCCCCAGUAAGCGAUUACAAGAAAUGCAAUCUUGCUGAAGUUCCAGCUCAUGCUGUUGUUACCAGACCAGAAAGGAGAAAAGAUGUUAAAAGAAUAGUGGAUAAUCAGCAGUCUCUCUAUGGACGCAAAGGAUCCGAAAUAGACAUGUUCCAGAUGUUCGGUUCCUCAUCAGGGUCAAAUCUUAUCUUUAAGGAUGGCACGCAGUGCUUGAUAGGAUUUGAUGACAAGACCACCAUGAAAGAUGUUCUUGGCGAGAGAUAUUACACAGCUGUGACAAACCUUAAUAAAUGCCCCUCAAAGUCAGCGCUACUGUCUGCCUGCACUUUCCAUAGUUGUUAAAGAGCUACAGCAUUGAAGAUCAUUUAAUCUAAUAUCCAACUCAUUUACUUUUUCAUUUCAUUUUUCGUUUCUCUACAAAAAAUAAAUCUGUCGAUCUAGUAUUACAUCAUGUUUGCUUCUUAUAAUAAAAAAUUAAAUCUC
Molecule: messenger RNA, 2293 nt
Organism: Pelobates fuscus (common spadefoot toad)
Lineage: Eukaryota; Metazoa; Chordata; Amphibia; Anura; Pelobatidae
Gene: TF
Product: transferrin
Exons: 17
Coding region: 53-2152 (699 amino acids)
Biological process (GO): antibacterial humoral response; iron ion transport
Cellular component (GO): early endosome; plasma membrane; recycling endosome
Source: RefSeq, a predicted model, not a curated record